This is a messenger RNA of Amoebophrya sp. A25, 1464 nucleotides long. The record is from the annotation of a GenBank genome assembly. Lineage: Eukaryota; Dinophyceae; Syndiniales; Amoebophryaceae.
CACAGACGUCUAUCAAUUCAGUCAAAUCAACAUUUUUCCCUUGGUGCGGUGCUCGUACUGCUACAAAAGACAUUCCGCGCCAGGCAACAGCGGGAUGUUUGACUGUCGAUUAAUGUUGCCUAGCCAUUUUUAGCAAAGUUGUAGAAGAGAAUCGAUUGCUCCCUGUUCUUGAACUAUGGCGUGCUAGUACAUCUAUCAGCUCAUUGAAUGUUUAUGGCGACAAAAUGGGUGAUUACAUCGAGAACGAUAUGUUUCGGCGAAGCGUCGAUGAAUCAGAUUCGGGCUCGGAUGGCGGAGAUGAAGAUACCGGUGGAAGAAAAGGUCCGAAGGAGCUAGACCAGAGCGCUGAAAAGCAACUGCAUGACGGUGAGCUGAUAAAAGUUACGCCGUUUUCAUUUGGCUUCGGAGGUGGGCCGCGACCGCCUGACAGCGUUGAUAAGAUUUUGGAUUUUCGGAAGGUUGUGAAUCCAAGUGUAGCGAGCCGGAAAGGUCGAACUGGCUCAGAAAAUCGCCUGAGAGAGGAAGUACGCAAAGCUCCUGGGACGGAAGCAUUCAUCGAGAAUUGUAUGGCGUUCUGGAACACGUUUUGGGGAAUCGAGAUUCUGGAACACGUUUUGGGGAAUCUUGCAAGGGAAAAAUCGAAGAAACCAGAGUCAGCUGAAGGACAAGAACAAGCGUGCGAAGAUCAGGCUGUGGAGUCCAAGCGCAUUCGUGUCGAUAUUGAAGUUCCCGCGCGAAGCCAUGACGCAAGUGAAGGUGCAAGGCGUACCACGCUGACACGUCAAGAGCCCUUGUCUUGCUCAAAAUCUACCUGUUAUCUUCGCUUUGCCUUUGGGUGUCACAAGGGAAAGCACCGGUCUGUGUCUGUAGUUGUGGAAAUUACGAAGAGGCUUCGCAGAAAAUUUAAAGAAUAUGGCGAAAAAUCUGCUAUCAUUUCAAUGGAAGACUUGGCACUAGAUUAAGACGCUGCUGGCAGAUGAAAGCGUGACUAUUUCCACUCGCACCGCACAGACACCAAUUUUUCGGCUCGUAGAGGAAGAAAGUCCACCCGAGAUGAUUACCAAGACCAUGGCCGCUCUCCGACGCCUCAUGAAAGGACGCUCCCCGGACUCGCCCCAAGCAUCUCCUGUGGCACUUGGUCGCUUCGCCCCUAAGCAGGAGGCCCUGCGAAGCAGGGAAACAUUUGUCCAGCGUGAAGGGCCUUAUCGUCUCAUGAUUCUCUCAUGGUUGAGGGAGACCUUGCAACAAGGCUCUUCGAAACGGUGAAGAUGCUAACUUCAAUGACAAAAUCGCGACGCGUACAACUAUGUUGUAGUUGUGCAAGGCCACUGUUCCGUGUGCUAAUGUUUGUGGAUUCAAAGUACCUCCUCCAAGGACCAGUCUUAUUGUUUUACUCUACGUUGUUAUUAAACGAAAAAUGCAAGAUCAACUCAAUGCGAAGUCGAUUAUAGGCAAAAUUAUCAU